Messenger RNA from Petromyzon marinus (sea lamprey), 3395 nucleotides. The record is from RefSeq and is a predicted model, not a curated record. NCBI's taxonomy places the organism in Eukaryota, Metazoa, Chordata, Hyperoartia, Petromyzontiformes, Petromyzontidae.
AUGGGCCCUCGGGACCCCUCGGGACCCCUAGGCGGCACACAGGACCCCGUGAUCCCUCAAGGAUCCCGCGACCCCCCGGCAGAGUGUUCCCGCGCGCGGGCACGCGCCACGCUGCUGCGGCGCGUGCCCGCGCUGCGCUGGGUGCCGCGGUACCGCGCGCGCGCGCUGCUCCCGGGUGACGUCAUCUCGGGCAUCAGCACGGGGGUCAUGGCCGUGCCGCAGGGAAUGGCGUACGCGCUGCUGGCCGCGCUGCCGCCCGUGCUGGGCCUCUACUCCUCCUUCUACCCUCCACUCGUCUACUUCUUCUUCGGCACCUCCAGGCACAUCUCGGUCGGCCCGUUCGCCGUGGUCAGCAUGAUGGCCGGGGAGGUGACGGAGCGCCUCGCGCCCGACCACAUGUUCACGGCGCCCAACUCCUCAGCCGUGCACGCCGACCCCGGGUCCAACGCCACGGCCGGGAGCCUGGUGGGGCUGGGGCUGCUCCGCUUCGGGGUCGUGGCCACCUACCUCUCGGAGCCGCUCGUGCGCGGGUUCAGCACCGCCGCUUCGGUCACGGUGCUCGUGUCGCAGCUCAAACACCUGCUGGGACUCGCCCUGCCGCGGCGACACGACCAGGUGCUCGGCACCCUGCACACGGCGCGUGACGUGUGCCGGGGCGUGCUGCAGGUGAACGUGGUCACGGCCCUGGUGAGCCUCCUCUCGCUCUGCUCCAUGCUGCUCCUCAAGCGCGUGGUCCACUCCGUGCCGCGCCUGCGCCGAGUGCCCGUGCCCGCCGAGCUGCUGCUGGUAGUGCUGGGCACGGUUCUCUCCGAGCAGCUGCAGCUGAGCCCGGAUCACAGCGUGGACGUCGUGGGGCUCAUCCCUUCCGGGCUGGCCGCCCCGGAGUGGCCGUCGCUCGCUCUAUCCGUGGGCCUCGUGGGGGAUGCGCUGGCGCUCGCCGUGGUGGGCUACACGGUGGCCGUGUCCCUAGGGAAGAUGUUCGCGCAGAAGCACGGCUACACAGUGGACGGCACCCAGGAGCUGCUGGCCCUGGGUCUGAGUAACGUCCUCGGCGCCUUCUUCGGCGCUUUCCCCAUUGCCUGCUCCAUGUCCAGAAGCCUCCUGCAGGAGAACAGCGGAGGCCACACGCAGGUGGCAGGUCUGGUGGCCGGCCUGGUGGUGCUGGUGAGCACCCUGUCCAUGGGGCGUCUCCUGGAGCCUUUACCCAGGGCCACGCUGGCCGCGAUCAUCGUGGUGAACCUCAGGGGGAUGUUCUGCCAGUUCGGGGAUCUCCCCGUGCUGUGGAGAACCAGCCGCGCCGACUUUGCCAUCUGGCUGGUGUCCUUCGUGGCCGUGGUUCUGUUGGGGCUGGACCUGGGCCUUGCCGCCUCCGUGGCCUUCUCCCUCCUCACGGUCAUUGUGCGCACGCAGAGGCCGCGCUACUCACUGCUGGGAAAGCUGCCGGACUGCGAGACGUACUGUGACAUUGAGAAGAACUGCGUGGCUCGGGAGUUGCCUGGCGUGAAGAUCUUCCGGGCGAACGCCGCCCUCUACUUCGCCAACGUCGAGCUGUACGUGCGUGCCCUCGUCAAGAAGACGGGGCUCCUGGAGCAGGCUCGGGCUCCAGACAGGAGGUGCUCCAGGCAAAGAGCUCACGGGGCUCCAGGGAACAACAAGGUGGCACCAGCCACGGGAGACGGGGCCCAGAUGACGGCGCCCGGUGCCGAGCCGGGGCUGGCGGUGGAGCCGGCGGGGAGGGCGUGCGCGCUGGGGCUGCCGGGGCUGAUGGCGCCGGACACCGAGGACCACGCGGCUCCCCGGCCCGACACCCACUCGCUCAUUCUGGACUUCUCUCCGGUCAACCUGGUGGACACCGUUGCCGUGAAGACCCUCAAGACGGCCAUGGCGGGGCUGGGCGCGAUGGGCCUGGAGGUGUGCAUCGCCGCCUGUCAGGACUGCGUCCUGGAGCAGCUCCACUCCUGUGGGUUCUUCACGCCCGGCGUCACGGAGACGGGCACAGCAACGGACCCGGGAGGCGCCAGGCUGUUCCCCAGCGUGCACGCGGCUGCCGUCCACUGCCUGCAGCGGGGCCGAAGCGGGGUACGCACGGACAACGCCGCACCGCAACCACGCCGAGCACGGACGCCGUCUCCACGCCGGUGCCCGAAGUGGCGCGGUUUGGAGCCGGGGCACGCGGCUCCGCCGAGGCUCUCCACCGACUAACGGGCGCCGUUGCCGAGCUCUGGCCCCGCGGGCUCCCGUCGCGGUCGGUAGAAACGCUCGCGCCAUCGCUUGGCUGCCCACGGGCGUGGGGGACUGCUCCCCACACCGUCAGCCAUGCCAGGGAUUCUAUCGCCAACUUGCUUCUUUUUCCCACGCACCUAAUUGCAGACUUUCACCCGCUCACUUUGACCAACCCACCUACCGGUAACCCACCCACCCGCUCACCCACAAAUCCGUUCACUUCCAACCACUGCCUUGCACGAGCCCACCCACCUCUGCUCGCUUCCACCCAACGACUCAUCCACCCGCCGAGCCGCUCACUCACUCAACUCCUCACCCACCCGUGCUUUCCCAUUCACCGACUCUUUCACCUCGACCGCCCACGCUUUUCCCCUUGGUCCCCUGCCCACAGGUGCACACAGAGCUGGGGUGAGCCGCGGGUGGCGCGGAGGAGCGCGAGAUCCACCCGACCAGCCGCGAGGAGCUGCUGCAUCCUUGCUCGCCAACCCGCCCGGCGCCCCGUUAGCAUAGACUUAGAAAUAAUAAAGGACUGCUUUAAAAAAACAAAAAAACCUAUGAUGGUCGGUCGAAUCACAUUUUUUUUUUGUCUCCCUCGAGCAAGAGCACAUCACACAUGGGUUCGGCGAGCUGCGGUCGUUUUUAUUCGGAUGCUCCAGUGACAAAACUUACGGCACUCACUUGGGCCCAGACCCCCACCGCCCGCCCGUGUCCCCCCCCACACACCGCCGCUCCCCUCUGUGCUUUACGCCGGGGCAUCUUAAGGGCAGCGAACACGCUCUCCACCGCUGGGAGGUCGCGCCGCUGCCCCAGUGAACGAACGGCGAGAAUACAAUCUGAGAAUACAUUCUGAGAAUAGAAUCUGUGGGGGGGGGGGAGGCGGGGGCAUCACGAUUAGGGUUCAAGGAGGGCUGUGCGCCGAGAGGGUGUUAUUGCUUUUAUUGACGCCGUCUUUCCAUCAGGCUCGUUAGACCGCCCCCACUGAGCUGUCAAUAAAAACCCUAGCGGCGUGACCACCGCCCCCUCCCCCGGGUGCACAUCAGCAUGCGCUCGGCCCUGCCAGGCGAGGAGGAAGAGGAGGCACAUACAAAAAUAAGCCGGGGAUGGAAAUGGUUCUCAAAAGCGUGGCUGGUUAACGGCUCAUGAAUGAAUAUGCAUCGUCACUGACAUCAUCC